AUGUCCUGGAUAAUACGCUUACAACAUCUUCCUCUGUCAGCCGUUGCUGCAGAUAUUCGCAUUUUUUUCGCGGGCCUUAAAAUUCCGGAUGGUGCGGUGCAUAUUGUUGGCGGCCCCGAUGGUGAUGCAUUCAUCGGUUUUGCAACCGAUGAGGAUGCACGCCAGGCGAUGCGUUUUGACAAUCGCCGUAUCCAUGACCAACGUGUACGGCUCCUCUUGUCAUCACGUGUCGAAAUGGACGCUGUAAUAGCGAAAGCACGUGCCGGAGGCCUAAAUCUCAACGAAACAGCAGUAGCAGCAGGAGUUGCUGCUCCUCCCCAGGCCGCAGCUAAUUCACCCAGACAACGUGACGAUUCACCGGUGGCACGUGCGGUCCAAAUGGCCCAAGCUGCAGCCGGAACGGCGGAAAAUUAUCGUUCGGCCGCACAAACACAACCGACAAUCUCGGACAUAUGCACAGCAGUUGCAGCUGCAGCAAGAAGUGGUGGUGCAGCAGGAGCAGCUGAGACGGGCAAUGAUUAUUAUCAGUCGGAUUAUACACGAGCUUGCCGCAAUCCACGCGUUCUAGAAUACCACUGUCUGAUACACUGCUGCACGCUGCUACACUUCGUCGUUGCGCACAUCAUUGCAAUUUUGGAAUAUAUCCAAAAACGAUCACUUUAUUUAUGGGUGCCUGUUUGUGCGUCCGAUGGUACCCACUGA
Messenger RNA from Gongylonema pulchrum, 702 nucleotides. NCBI's taxonomy places the organism in Eukaryota, Metazoa, Nematoda, Chromadorea, Rhabditida, Gongylonematidae. The record is from the annotation of a GenBank genome assembly.